Molecule: messenger RNA, 3276 nt
Organism: Aspergillus wentii DTO 134E9
Lineage: Eukaryota; Fungi; Ascomycota; Eurotiomycetes; Eurotiales; Aspergillaceae
Exons: 4
Coding region: 156-3161 (1001 amino acids)
Biological process (GO): AMP metabolic process; IMP salvage
Cellular component (GO): cytosol
Molecular function (GO): AMP deaminase activity
Source: RefSeq, a predicted model, not a curated record
AUUUCAUCCACUAUAUUUCACUAAAUAAUAUCCAAAUAGUAUGCCCAACAAGAAUCACAAGACCCCCACCCAACACAGUAAGAUAUUUUUGGAAUAUCAUUUUCAGAUGACUAUUAUUCUGCAGCUGCGCAGUAGCAUCUUGCUUUGACUGCGACAUGGAGUCUCAUCAUACCAGCUGCCUCCCCAGUCAAAAUUCCAAUACCAAGACAGCUCACGACUCUUUUGGAAAUGAUCCUUUCCUGCAAACUCACCACCAGACAAGUUCCACUGAGACCAUGACUCCCACCGAUGAUGAAGUGGAUCGUAUUGACUCUGGAAUUACCGAAACGGUCUCAACCACAAAUCCGUCAGGAGAAAUCCUGCCCAGAGAUAGACAGCAUAAAACUCCGACCUACGAUUAUGCAUACGAAAAGUCCAUGAGUCAAGCGGAAGCGAAGCUAUUCUAUCAGCACCGGCAACUGGUGGCACGAGAUACCGAUACUGAAGCUUCCCAAAGCCCCAUGGUUUCGCAUCGCUUUACUGCAAAUUCUCCAGCGCAAGAUGCGCCGGACAAUACGUACACUAUCAACAAAAAAAUUUAUGGGAACCAGACUUCCCUAGCUGGUAAUGAUGACACCCCAUUAUCCACCUCGCCGCUUUCUUUGGAACAGUAUUCAGCCAUAAAUGAAGAUAGCACUCCCCCCAAUCACAGAGAUGAAGGACGUUUCGCUACCUCUAAUCGGUCUGCUAGAAAUGAUUCAAUGCAGACUAGAGUUCUUCAUGACCAAGCUCCACAACUGUCAACUGAAGAAGGCACGAAAACAACAUUUACCGGGUUAGGGACAUCCCAGAGCGGGAUGAAUUUCACAGCAGACAGUGAUACAGUCACUUCAGAGUUGAACGUGAUUUACCGCAAAAUACAGGGGCUACUUGAACGGCGAUCAAAAUACAUACGUCUAUCGUUACAGGGCCCUGGAGAUAACCCCAAGGACGAUCGUGGGUGGAAGGUUUACCCCCCUCCGCCAGAGCCAGCCUGGGAUGAUGACAAGGACGUCGGGAAAUCCAGUGAUUCUUCCAGUCGCGGGCAGAAAAGAAGGAAAAUGGGCCAGGACAUUGGCGAAGAUUUCGACAUGGCCGAAUUCAUGCCUCUCCCCGGAGAGUCAGAUCUAGUUUUUAAACUGGAUCACAAUAGUGUUUACCAGGUCUACAAACCAGGAAAUUGCGCGGAGUCACAUGAACCAAUCGUCCAAAUACCCUCUUUACGAGACUUUUAUAUGGAUCUCGAUGCGGUUAUAGAUGUUUCGAUUGAUGGGCCCGCGAAAAGCUUUGCUUUCAAGCGUCUUUCUUAUCUAGAGGGCAAGUUUCAGCUUUACUCUUUACUAAAUGAAUACCAGGAGGUAGCCGAUAGCAAGAAAGUACCUCAUAGGGAUUUUUAUAAUGUUCGGAAAGUGGACACGCAUGUUCAUCAUUCAGCAUGCAUGAAUCAAAAACAUCUUCUUCGAUUUAUCAAGAGCAAGAUGAAAAAGUCCCCUGAUGAAGUUGUUCUGUUCAGAGAUGGGAAGCAUUUGACAUUGAAGGAGGUCUUUGAAAGCAUCAAUCUGACUGCUUAUGACCUAAGUAUCGAUACCCUUGAUAUGCAUGCACACACCGAUUCCUUCCACCGUUUUGACAAAUUCAACCUAAAAUAUAAUCCGGUCGGGGAGUCUCGGCUACGCGAGAUUUUUCUGAAAACAGACAAUUAUAUCAAAGGGCGCUACCUGGCGGAGAUAACCAAAGAGGUUAUCUCUGAUUUGGAAUCCAGCAAAUACCAAAUGGUAGAGUGGCGUAUCUCGAUCUACGGAAGAUCAAUUCAGGAGUGGGACAAGCUUGCAGCUUGGGUGGUAGAUAAUAAACUGUUUUCCCCUAACGUCCGUUGGCUCAUCCAGGUACCUCGUCUCUAUGAUGUAUACAAAUCAAGCGGCAUGAUGGAGAAUUUCGAGCAGGUGAUAACGAACGUCUUCCAACCGCUGUUCGAAGUGACGAAAGAUCCUCGCAGUCAUCCGAAACUUCAUAUCUUCCUGGAGCGUGUGGUUGGAUUUGAUAGUGUCGAUGAUGAAAGCAAAGCAGAGCGCCGACUCUAUAGAAAGUACCCAAUCCCAAGAGAAUGGGACACGAAACAAAACCCCCCUUAUAGCCACUGGAUCUAUUUCAUGUUUGCCAACAUCGCGUCUCUCAACAAUUGGCGAAAGCAACGAGGUUUCAAUACAUUCGUUCUAAGACCGCAUUGCGGCGAAGCAGGAGACCCAGAUCAUCUCGCAGUGGGCUUCCUUUGCUGUCAUAGUAUCAGUCAUGGGAUAUUGUUGCGGAAAGUUCCGUUGCUGCAGUAUCUAUAUUAUCUCGACCAAAUCGGCAUUGCGAUGUCGCCACUCAGCAACAACGCGCUCUUCCUUACAUACGACAAAAAUCCAUGCGCAAGCUUCUUCAAACGAGGCUUGAAUGUAUCUUUGUCAACUGAUGAUCCUCUACAAUUCGCUUUCACCAAAGAGCCAUUAAUUGAAGAAUAUUCAGUCGCGGCGCAAAUCUACAAGUUUAGCGCAGUGGAUAUGUGUGAGCUUGCUAAGCAUUCUGUUAUGCAAAGUGGUUUUGAACUCUCACUUAAGGAGAGAUGGCUGGGAACAGACUGCUGCUGGCCAGGAGUUACUGGAAAUAAUGUGGCCAAGAGCAAUGUCCCGGAUAUUCGAAAGGCAUUCAGACAUGAAACUCUGCUUGGAGAACUAUCUCUGAUCGAACGAUACUCUAUGCGUGCAGAUAGAACCAGCUCCAAUAUACCGCCAACUAAACCGACUUCGAAUCAAGCAAGCCAUUCCUUCACUAAUGGAACUACGGAACUAUCUCUUCCCCAGCAAAGUCCCACUAACAGCUCUUCACAAUUUCAACGUGAAGCUCAAAACCCGGCCUUUAAAACUUGCGUUGAUGAACCCGCAAUUCAGGAUUCCCGCCUUUUAACCUCUAUAACUAAUGAGUCCAGGGCUGGGUCUGUGCCAACAACUGGGACGCCAGACGAUUUACCGGAGCAAAAGAUUUUCCCUGGAGUGGUGCAUGAAAGAGCCCACCGGGAAAGUCUGUUAAGCAGGUCUGCUGCUGCUGAAGAUGCCAAGGAGCAAAAGAACACCCAAGGAAAUGAGCCUUCUAGCCUCUCCUAAGGAUUUGUUUAAUUAAAUUUGUGGUAGCAGCGGCAGUUCGGGGAGAGGGUUGGGGUUACGUUAGGUCUAUUAGGAAUUUACCCAUUCAUUAUAGCUGGCUAUUGAUCGAUGUGCA